Ictalurus punctatus (channel catfish) is the source of this 1534-nucleotide messenger RNA. RefSeq names its product replication factor C (activator 1) 2 (gene rfc2). Gene Ontology annotation, cellular component: nucleus; DNA replication factor C complex. The transcript has 11 exons. Gene Ontology annotation, molecular function: DNA binding; ATP hydrolysis activity; DNA clamp loader activity. The record is from RefSeq and is a predicted model, not a curated record. Lineage: Eukaryota; Metazoa; Chordata; Actinopteri; Siluriformes; Ictaluridae. Bases 94 to 1068 code for a protein of 324 amino acids. Gene Ontology annotation, biological process: DNA repair; DNA-templated DNA replication.
AGUAGUGCUGACAUGUUGGAGGAAGUGACGUUCCUUUGACGCUGUUUCCUGUGUCGCUCUGGCGCGGGAAGGUCUGAUGCUGCAGGAUUCAUCAUGGACGUGGAGAUGAAAGAACCCGAUGGUGAACAAAGUCAGACAGACGCACAGAAUAAUAAAAAAGAAGAUAAAAAAGAAGAUGCUACAAAGUCUUCGACGAGCACUUAUGAACUCCCCUGGGUUGAAAAAUACAGACCGCUGAAGCUGAAUGAAAUAGUUGGAAAUGAAGAAACUGUCAGCAGAUUGGAGGUUUUUGCCAGAGAGGGAAAUGUACCCAACAUCAUUAUUGCUGGACCUCCUGGCACUGGAAAAACAACAAGCAUUUUGUGUUUGGCCAGAGCUCUUCUGGGCCCGGCAAUGAAGGAUGCUGUGCUCGAGUUGAAUGCCUCAAAUGAUCGAGGUAUCGACGUUGUCCGAAACAAGAUCAAGAUGUUUGCCCAGCAAAAAGUUACUCUCCCCAAAGGGCGUCACAAAAUCAUCAUUCUGGAUGAAGCGGACAGCAUGACUGAUGGAGCACAGCAGGCUCUGAGGAGAACAAUGGAGAUCUAUUCGAAGACCACCAGAUUUGCCUUAGCCUGCAAUGCAUCAGAUAAAAUUAUAGAGCCAAUUCAGUCACGCUGUGCAGUGCUGCGCUACAGUAAGCUGAGGGAUGAACAAAUCAUGAUGCGGCUGAUGGAGGUGGUGGAGAAAGAGAACUUGCACACCACUAACGAUGGACUGGAGGCCAUUAUCUUCACUGCCCAAGGAGACAUGAGACAGGCACUAAACAACCUGCAGUCCACCCAUUCUGGAUUUGGUUUUAUCAACAGUGACAAUGUGUUCAAGGUAUGUGAUGAGCCACACCCCCUGCUGGUAAAAAACAUGCUUGAACACUGUGUCAGUGCCAACAUCGACGAGGCUUACAAGAUAAUAUCACAGCUUUGGUCACUUGGCUACUCUCCUGAAGAUAUCAUAGGGAACAUCUUCAGAGUGUGUAAGACCUUCCAAAUGCCGGAGUACUUGAAGCUGGAGUAUAUCAAGUUAUACUGCUAGCAGUGGUAGAAGAUCGGGCGUUCAAUCCCCAGCACUGCCAAGCUGCCACUGUUGGGCCCUUGAGCAAGGCCCUUAACCCUCUCUGCUCCAGGGGCGCUGUAUCAUGGCUGACUCUGUUCUCUGACCCCAACUUCCUAACAUAACUGGGUAUGCGAAGAAAAGAAUUUCACUGUCCUGCAAUGCAGGGGUUCCAAAACUUUUCCAGGGCAAGGCCCCCUAAAUGGCAUUAGCAUUUGACCAAGGCCCCCCUUUUGCAAGAUGUCUUUAAAACACAUUAAAAAUACAGACUUCUGAAUAUAUCCCCCUUUUUUUAAAUUAAUAAUUACAUCUUUCAUCUUUACAUUUUUACAAAAAAAUCAUGUAUUUAUUUAUUUUUCACACCAAAUUGUUGAGGCACCCCCUGGCGGCCACCUCUUUGAAAACCACUGCUCUAAUGUAUAUGUGAUCAAUAAAGACUCUAUCUCUA